Messenger RNA from Alosa sapidissima (American shad), 5447 nucleotides. It is a transcript of the gene cped1, whose product is annotated as cadherin-like and PC-esterase domain containing 1. The transcript has 21 exons. The record is from RefSeq and is a predicted model, not a curated record. Bases 719 to 3691 code for a protein of 990 amino acids. Lineage: Eukaryota; Metazoa; Chordata; Actinopteri; Clupeiformes; Clupeidae.
UGUGAGAGAGAGAGAGAGAGCGCGAGGUGUGUGUGUAGGCGCGAACGCGCGCGUAAUCCAGCGGUCCGCUCAGGGAGGAAGUCACUGUUUACUUUUUUUCUCCAAGAUUAACGUAAACCAGGUGGGCCCUCCUAUCUAACGGGACAGGCGCGCUCUGUGCCUAUAUGCUACCCUUCUCCGGUCGGGAAUGGCUGAAGUCGUGUUAUGAAUGCAGUGUUGGUUAAUUCGUCAGGAAAAGCUAUACGUUUUUCUUCUCUGCGCAGUUUUUGGAGUAGCCGAAAGUUUUUCUGACAGCGGACGAAGGAGGCGUAGGCUAUGAGACUUCACCACAGUCAUGCGGUUUCGCUACACGGAGUGUUUUUAAUCAACCGAGGGGCACACUACUCUGAAGGAGGGCAAAAGGAAACUUCUUCCAAACGCAGAUUUUCUCAAAACCACUAGUGCUUACUUGGUCAACUGGAGUUUCUCUCUUUGGGCUGGUUUUCAAAAGCUUCCUCGUAAAAGUUUUCGCUUCCCACUCUCGACUAAUAGAUCAGUGGACGGCAGACGAUGUAGCAUUUUACCCCUUUUUGACCCUAUAGCUGCUGUCGUGGUGAAACGCUUAAUGUCACGCAAACCUCCGCAGAUUCCUGAAGCGCGCAUUUACUGUUCAUUUCUCGACACCGCAGGAGCGCAACAGUCUGGCGUCUGGGAUGCGGCUGCCAAAUAAACAUCGCCAAUGGUACGCCCUGUGUCUUCAGUCAAGACGCUCUUUCUAAAAGCGGGGAUGCUCUUGCGACGGACCUGGACCCUCCGUCGCAGGUAUUGCACGGCUCCCCUGUUGCUCAUUGGAAUAGCAGUCUGUCUUCUUUACCAAAUGCUAAUGGUCGAUCGGAGUAGGUAUAAAACCGACGGCCCAAGUCCACAAGAGAGAAAUAGGUCUGGGAUGACCUUCCUGGAACCAGAGAAGCUCGUAUCAGCACUUGAUGCAUUUCAAGAUGACAAAGUCAGUUCCAAACACCGGAUUGGAGUAGCCAUUCUCUUGACCGGUCAGCUGGUUCCCACGGCAACAGAAGUCCAGUUGUACCAGAGGGUUCUGCAGCAGCACAGCUACUGGGUUGACCAGGCCCGCUACGCCGAGACCAGCAGCACCGUACGCCAAGACAAGAGAGAUGGCAGUGGAUGGAAUCUGCUGGUGUGUUUGAAGGGGUCAGAGAGAGGUUGCCUGCGUAAAAUCAGUUUUUCCAGUCUCCAUGCAAACCAGAGGGUCAACAUUAUUCCAGCACUUGUGGAAGCCUUCUCAGAAGUGGGCGGAGUCUGCAGGUUUCAGACAGACAGGCGAUUGGCUGGGUUGAAUAUUCCCAUAAUUCCCUCUGCCUGUAGAGAGGAGGGACCCCACCAGCUGAACUCCCACAGUUUAACAGGACAUGACUGGCACCCAUCCAUCCACCCUCCACUCUCCUCAGCCAAUCAACACGCUGUUGCCAUGGUGAAUGUUUACGUUCUGGUUUCCUCCGUGCGGCCGCUCUCAGCGUUCUUCCAUCACACGGGGCUGGUGAGGUCACGCGGGGACAGAUAUGGCCAUGUGGCUGAGCUGCAGCUUUUCUUCCUGGAGCGUCUGGGUGCGGCUGACUCGCGGCAAGCUCUGGCUCAGAUGCGCCGAGUGGUCAGUGAUGUCCUGCUGGCAGCGACCCUGACCAAUGAGCAGGCCAGCUCUCGGCACAGUUGCAAGCUGUGUUUCCAGUGGCUGACUUUCACACUGAGUUUCAACGCCUCUCUCUCUGCUGUGGUAGUGAAGGUCCAGACCGACUUACACUUUCAGGGGCUGAGGGACCCAGGUUUUGAUGGACAGAUCAGGAAGGAGUUGAUCCUGGAGGACGGGUUGCACUUCCUGUUCGAGACCCAUCGCAUGCAGGAGAAUGUGUUGCGAUCGGUGGAGCCAGCACAGGCAGACCUGAGACAGCAGUAUGGUGGCUGUGAGUGGACAAACAGUCUUUGUUUACCCCCGGAUGAUCUUCUGCUGCUGAUCCAGUUUCAACGCCAGCUCAAGAGGCCGGGACCAUUUGAAGUGCUACAUCCUCAGGCCUCCUCUAAAUCUUCACCCCUCCACUGGCUCCAUCUCCGCAGACUGAAACUCCCAGAGAAUUCUGGGAAGGAAUCAGAGUUAUCUUCGUUGUUUCAACAACUUCUGGAGUAUCACCAGAAAGCCAAGAUGCAGAGCACGGACAGUCCGAAGAGUUCUGCUGGACUGGGAUCUGGACAAGACUCCCAAGACCCAUCAGGAGGUGAAGGUAGGUGUGUGGACCCCCACCUCCGGCAGCUGUACACAGACCCCCCCCUGGUUCUGAGCCCGCAGUUCGACCCUUGGCUUAAGGAGUACCGGGCAGAGGUGCCGUUCGACACCGUGAUGGUCCGGCUCCGUCCGGAACCCGUCAGCCAAUUCUGCCACGUGCACCUGGAUGAGCAGCGUGGGCCCAGAAUUGUAAACUACCCCGUGGGCCUGGGCAACAGCAAAAUCAACAUUCUGGUUAUGGAUGAAUCCGAGGCUGAACCCGUCGUCAUGACGAUAUACACUCUCCACAUAUUCCGAGAGAACAGGCCGAGCCUGCCUAUGUUUGCCGACUAUGUGAUGUGCGGCUUUGUACAGGACUGCGGCCUGAUCGUCCGGCCGGACCAACCCUGCGGUCUGGAGCCCCUGCGUGGGGUGAGGUCUUCAGGCGAGUCCCAGGCUCCAGAUCGGCCUCCAUGCUCCUCAGGAGACAUGCCUGGUCGUUGGGUGGUCCCCUGUUUGAGCUGUUCUGAUAACAGGACGUGUGAUUGGCGGGAGGUUGCCUGGCGACCAGACAGCUGUUACCACCCAGUGCUGGACCAGCCACAGCUGCAGCAAUGCAUGAUGGACCGCAAGAUGCUGUUCAUGGGUGACUCGACCAACCGCGGGAUGAUGUACUACCUGAUGGAGCGGGUGAACGAGACGCUGCAGGACUGGGACAAGACGCACGACACGGUGCUCUACCACAACCUCAACCAUGGACACACACCCUUCAGCUACAGCUACUACCCUCAGUUCUGGCUGGAGCAGAGCCACAGGCCCACCUUCCAAAGGGCACUGGAGCAGCUCAUCCAGAGAUCUCGCCCUCUGGUAAACUCCCAACAGACCGUCCUGGUUGUUGGGGGCGUCCAGUGGCUCAACACCAACCAUAUCAGGACCGUCCAGCAAGUUCUAAAGAGAGAGAAUCUGCAGGACAUCAUGGUGGUGGUGAAAUCUCUGGGCAUGGGUUUCCAUCUUGCUGUCGACGGCAUUCGCUCGCUCUCUCUGGCUCGCGUACAACAACUGGACCAUGUGAACCGGGACGUUCUCACCGAAGCAAAGCAUGCUGGGUACGAGGUGGUGGACACGUUAAGCAUCACCAUGGGACGGUACAAGGAGUACCUGCAGGGGAGGUGUGCCUGCCACUUUCACGAGGUGGCAAAGCCCUCAUAUUCAGCCCCUCAGCACAGCCUUCUGCAGAUGCUACGGCAGGAUGGAGACUCUGGAAGCAAAUCUGGAACCGGAACCGGAGCAGGUGAUCAGGUGGACCUGCAGGACUCUCAGUGGCCCUCGUCCAAUACCACGUACCACGUCAGGGGCCCGGUGAACCAGGUCUACUCCGAGAUCCUACUCAGUAGACUGUGUGCUCGGGACAGGGGAAACAAAACCACGCCACACAGAUGAAGGACAGGGGCUGUGUGUGUGUGUGUGUGUGUGUGUGUGUGUGUGUGUGUGUGUGUGUGUGUGUGUGUGUGUGUUACUACUGGCUUAAAAUAGUAACAAAAACACAGGGAGAGACUCCAACCAUGUUGAAAUGCCUAGGUGUUUAUUUCAUACCAUACAUGUUUGCAAAACAGAGUAUCAAACAAAUGGAAUACCAAGCACACGCCUCCCCUGCAUCAUGCCUGGGCACGGGCCCUCUACAUGCCAUACAGUAUGUUUGACACAUCAAGUGCAGGGUCUUGAACAGAUAAGACUGAAACAAUGUGUGUGUGUGUUUGCAUUUGUGUCUGUCUGUCUCAUUAUGUUUGUUGUUUGUCUGUUUGAUCAUUUAGCAUUUUGUUUGUCGUGUGUGUGUGUGUGUGUGUGUGUGUGUGUGUGUGUGUGUGUGUGAAGAGGGAACAUCCCUGGAUCCAUGUGUGAAGAAACUACUUCACAAACAGUUUUGCCUUCAGAGAUUCCUCUUCCAGAAUGCCUUUUAGAAAUCCAUGAAAUAUUAUCAUCCAUCAAAACCAUCAGAUGCAGACAGGCCACAUGUUGAGCUUCACAGCCAGACAAUCUACUUCUGGUGGUGGAUAAAAGGGUGUGGAAGGUGAGGGGCAAAGAGGAUUUUCAUGUGUGUGUGGAGGGGGGGUCUCCAGAUGGCGACUGGGUGCGCUGUCUACCCCCCCCCCUGAUAUCCUGCCAAAAACGGACUGCUGCAGCUGUAGCCGCGAAGGGGCCAAUUACUUGUGGAGCUGCGGUGCACAUCAAGAGGAAAAGGAGAGCCGAGAGAGAGACGGCUGGCCGAACGUUCCGACAACGUCCCGACGAACUUUCCAACCAAACGUUCUCUGCGCUCUAGCCAUCCGUCGCAUAUUAGCAGGAUGUCUUGGAGAGUUUUUACAGCGGUGCCUUUGAUGUCGCCAAUCCUGUAGACACUUUCGUGAAAGCUGGAUGUAUUUUCCUUCCUUGUGUCAAAUGUACAAGUUUGUUCUCUAAGGUACUUCAAACCAAAGGUCUUAUACAGAUGGAAUGCUUUUAUAAUUAUUGUCAAAGUAUGAACAAUAUAAAUAUUUCUAUAUUUUUCUACAGAUGUAUUGCCCAUGCCUUUGAUCCGUUUUAUAUAAAGCCUUGUGUUUACACGGAGGAUGUCUGUAUGUAUAUAAUUUGUUGGUGGAUUAUUAUGCAGGUUCUAACUUAAGAAUUGAUAACAUGCCUGAAACUGUUCUGUUUGAUUUCAGCGCGUAGCCUAUCAGGCAGUGAUCCUGAGACAUAUCAAUCUACAAUCUUCUAGGCUUCAUUCUUAUAAAAAAAGAACAUAUUUUGUAACUUUCCUGCUGCACCCAUUUUGCCCUGUCUAUGUAUAAGCUAUUUCCUGUUCUGUCUGAGUGAGAUAUUCUCACGUCGCUGGACUUUCAGGCCAAGCCUUAUUCGAUCCUUGGAGUUCAUUUUCGGCGUCAGGUGUGUUUGUUGUACUACGAUGUAGGCCUCCCUGUCAGAAUGUUCACUGUGAUUGGAUGGGUGUCUGUUGUGGUUUAGAAUGCCAUCAUUGGUCCGUGAGACCGGGGUUUUACCAAGUAGCAGCCUAUAUGCCUAGCCUAAUUAUUUUCAAAUUCCAUUUGGAUAAAGGCUGCUAUAGGAUCUCAGUAGGAUUGUGUUAUUGAAAGACAUUAUACAUGUAUUCUGCGUUAAUGUACAGAACGUUUUAUUCUUAUAUUAAAUUAUUCUAUUUCUUUUA